Molecule: messenger RNA, 954 nt
Organism: Ambispora gerdemannii
Lineage: Eukaryota; Fungi; Glomeromycota; Glomeromycetes; Archaeosporales; Ambisporaceae
Source: the annotation of a GenBank genome assembly
AUGUCUUCACCAACCUCUACCACUUCCAAUACCCAAAAAUCAUCCAGCGAACAACAUCGUCCAUACAUAUUUAUAAACUCCAACGACCCCGUAAAUCCUAACAAAAUAAUCUCGUCCACAGACGACGAUAAAAACGGCGGCAAUGAGUCCUCCCUCGCACAACCGUUUUUCAAGCUUCCAUUCCCACCAAAAUUCAGCCUCGAAGACUUGCUGGUCACCACAAAGAAAGAUGAAUCUACUAGAAGCAAAAUGCCCAAUGCAUUUAUUAUUUAUCGACGUGCGUUUGUGAAGACGGCUCGUGAGGAAGGGUAUCGGUUGCCGAUGACUAUGGUCUCGACGAUGGCUUCCCAGUCGUGGAAGUUGGAGUCAGCUGUUGUUAAAACAGAGUAUAAACGUGUGGCGAAGUUGGCUAAAGUUCAGUAUGAAUUAAGUGUAAAACAUGAGGACGACAAAAAUAGUAGUAGUAAAGCUAAAUCUAAAUCUGUCAAAAAACAAUCAAGAGCUGCAAGCUCUUCUCCAUAUAAAGCAUCAGUGCCACAAAAAGAAAAUAAAAAUUCAUUCCCAUCUUCUCCUCAAUUAGAUGACAAUAAUAAAGAUUCAUUAUCAUCUUCUCCUCAAUUAGACGACAAUAAUAAUCCUCCUUUUGACCCCUUUUCCUCACUAACACCAUCGCCAUCUUUAAUACACUCGCCUAUUUCACCGCAUUCUCCAAUCACCCCAUUAACACCAUAUUCAUCGCUACCGGAACACCAACAAGAAUCAAUGUCUUCAAUAUUCAGUACAGCUUCAGCACAAUUCUUUGAUAGUAAUUCGAUAAAAGCUUGUUCGAAAAUUGAUGACUUCGCUGCGCCUUUUAUUUACGAGUUUGAAGAAUUUUUGAAUGAACACGAUGAUGACAAUAGCAAUAGUAAUACUGAUAGUGAUGAGUUUAGUUUGUUUUUCGAAGUGUUAUAG